Linum tenue is the source of this 1424-nucleotide messenger RNA. Lineage: Eukaryota; Viridiplantae; Streptophyta; Magnoliopsida; Malpighiales; Linaceae. The record is from the annotation of a GenBank genome assembly.
GAGCAAUCUGAUUCCACUCUGCUUGCUUCCCGCGAAAAAAUGACAGCCAAGCAAGCACUGCAAUCGUAUUAUCUACCAGUCAUCGCAAGUCAUCGCAAGAACAACCACGACAGUCAGAAGCAAACCCACUUUGCUAUUGUCAUGCAACAAAUUGCCAGGUUCAUCGCCGCUCUUCUUUCAGGCUACUUCUUCGCUUCCUUCCAGGUCAGCCGUAGCGAAAUGCAGCGGCGGCGAUAAUUUGAAGUAUGCGCUCAGCGGGAUGGUGGGGAAGCAAGUAGAGGAACUACUGGGGAAAGAAGAGAACAAAGGGCUGCUGGAUGAAUUGGAGAAGGCUUCAGAGAGAGUAGAAAUCGCAAGAAGAGAGCUAGCAGAGAUUGAAAGACAGGAGCUUGGGGCUAAACAAGUUAGGGAGUAUGUAAACCAGCUUGAAACCAGAGCUUCCGAGAUCGAAGAAUGUCUGCAAGAGAUUUCCGCGGCAAAAUCCUUGGUAGAAGAAGCAGAGAGAUCCCUGUCAGGUGGUUCACAGAAUGAAGCAACCCGAAAUCCCAAUUUCUCGACCAGACCCGAUAGAACCCUAAUCAAAGGUUCUAUCAGAGUAUGUGCAAUUGUUGGGACACUGGCUGGGCUCCCUGUUUCUUUAGCACAGGUGACUAGUUACGAGCAGCUGUUGCUUCCACUGGCAGUAACCUUCUUUAGCUGUGCAUUGUUUGGAGUAACCUUCCGAUACGCAGUGCGAAGAGAUUUAGAUGAUUCCAACCUCAAGACAGGGGCCAUUGCUGCAUUUGGCUUCGUGAAAGGGCUUGGUAGGCUUUCUGGAGGAGCACCAUUGGAACUCAACCCAGGAAGCAUCUUGUCUCAUGGUAUCGAUGGUGCAGUAUAUGUAUCGCAGAGCCUGCUGGUGUUCGGCUUUGCUGCUGUUAGUCUGGAUUACUGCUUCAAGGUAGGGCUUAUAAGUCCAUUUCCUUUGAAAGCAUCUCCUUCAGAAAACAAGGCAGAGUAAGCACAAAGCUCCAAGCAUUCUGUGAAACUGGUAGCUUUUGAUGAGACCCACAGAUGGAGAAAACCAAGUUCUCUUGUUCUAGAAAAUCAAUCUGCCAUCAACCAAUUAGUCGUUUCAAACACAUUUAUCCAUCAAUGUGUAGAGAGACAAAUCAGGAGCACCGUUGCAGUUAUAAGAAGUUAGUGUUUGAUUCUCAACUCUUAAGUCUUAACAUGUUCUUGAAUUAGUCCCAGUCGCCGUGUGAGUCAUCAUGAUGUUCAGAGGGCUUCUUCUUCUUUACAGUAUCCCGCCUCCCACCAAAAUCAGUUGGCAGGUUUCCAUGCCCUUUCCUACCCUGCAAUCAUUGUUCAGCACCCAAGAUUAUAUAAUUAUGGCAUUGCAAGAGAAUCUUCAAUGUGAUAACAUGAAACUUCAGAGCAGCCAC